CUUUGGCGUCUCAGAGCCCUAACGCGACUGCGCCUCCCCGAGGCCUGUGCGGCUGACGCGAAAGACUACAUCUCCCAGAGGCCUCUGCGGCGCCGUGACCGGAAGCGGCGGGCGAAUCGAGUGUCCUUGCGCGGGGAGCCGAGCGACCAUGGUGGCCCGGGUGUGGUCGCUGAUGAGGUUCCUCAUCAAGGGCAGCGUGGCUGGGGGCGCCGUCUACCUAGUGUACGACCAGGAGCUGCUGGGACCCAGUGACAAGAGCCAGGCGGCCCUGCGGAAGGCCGGGGAGGUGGUUCCCCCGGCUGUGUACCAGUUCAGCCAGUACGUGUGUCAGCAGACAGGCCUGCAGCUACCCCAGCUCCCAGCCCCUCCAAAGAUUGAUUUUCCCAUCCGAGACACCUGGAAUUCAGGUGUCAUCAGGGUGAUGUCGGCUCUGUCGGUGGCACCCACCAAGGCCUGCGAGUACUCCAGGGAGGGCUGGGAAUACGUAAAGACGCGUGUCAAGUAGCAAGCAGCAGAGGCCUCUUGCCCCGGCCGGAACAGGCAGGGACGUCGCCGACCGGAAGAUUCCAGACCCCGGCCUCGCCGGCCCAAUAAAGGACUUCUGAAGUGUUC
Messenger RNA from Carlito syrichta (Philippine tarsier), 612 nucleotides. It is a transcript of the gene MICOS13, whose product is annotated as chromosome unknown C19orf70 homolog. The record is from RefSeq and is a predicted model, not a curated record. NCBI's taxonomy places the organism in Eukaryota, Metazoa, Chordata, Mammalia, Primates, Tarsiidae. The coding region runs from base 149 to 505 and encodes 118 amino acids. Gene Ontology annotation, cellular component: mitochondrial crista junction; MICOS complex. Gene Ontology annotation, biological process: cristae formation. The transcript is spliced from 4 exons.